AUGAACGUCAACGGGUCGUACGCCCGCGUAUUCUUGUUCACAAUGGACAACGACCUCAAAGUCAUCGGACGCAUAGUGCUUCCUGUUCGUGAGGCAGUCAAGACCAAAGCCGAAGUCGCGGCCAUGGACAUGAUCAGAGCACGCACCAAUGUUCCAGUACCACAGGUAUACUUGUAUUGCUCAUCACCCCAAAACCCUGUUCGAACUGAAUGGAUUUUGAUGGAAUACAUUCGGGGCGAGACACUCGGGGAUUGCUUUGGAAGCCUUACUUUCCAGCAAAAGAUGCGCACAGCUACAGAAUUGGCGAUCAUCAUGUCGUCUUUGUUUAACAUCAAAGCCGCACGCAGCGGUAGUCUCAACCCCAAAUAUGGACGAGAUGAUCGCGACUUUUGCCUACGCUCCCUCCGCUAUCAUCUAGAUACACCGAACAAUCUCAACACUUUGAAUACAUCUGCAGAUAGCCAUCUCGGUGUCGGACCGAUCAACGACGUCACAUUCCUUGACUAUCCACGACAGGUCUCGCCAUCGAGAUGCGGGCCGUUCAGGUCUGAGCUGGAGUUCCUGGAGGCGUUCGCCUUUCGCGGUCACCCGCCGACACGAUCAGACGACAAGCUGGAGCGAUGGGCUUUCGAGAAGGUGUUCGAAGUGUACCACGCCGUUCGGCCGCUCUAUCGAGGCUUUGGAUCGUCAUGCAACGCUGACCAAGGCGAUACCUUCCAUUUCUCGCAUGGUGACCUCAGCAGCUGGAACGUCCUCGUAGACCCUGAGAGCGGCGGAAUCACGGGGGUGAUCGAUUGGGAGAUGGCUGGGUUUCGUCCUGCUUGGCUCGCGGCCGUCGGUUGCGGGUGGUUUAAUGAUGAUUCGGACCGAUUUCUGAUGACGGAUGACCAGGACGGCCGACUAGGAUAUGCGGAUGAUACUCCAACAGAUGCUCGGCUGCGCGCUCAUUUCCGUCUGCAGCUUGCCGAGCGGAGCAUGGAACUUUUUCGCCACUACUGGUUGGGAGUGGAAUUGAGGGCGAUUUUUUAUUCUUUAUGCCACGAGUACCCUGGUAAUGCGGAAGUCUGGCUGGAAAAGUAUGAGAACCACGAAUGGGAUGUGGCGCGGCGUGGAAGGUUUCCCUUUGAUCUUAUGGCAUGGAUUGAGGAAAAACUAGAUCUCGAAGAGAGGUAA
Molecule: messenger RNA, 1173 nt
Organism: Heterobasidion irregulare TC 32-1
Lineage: Eukaryota; Fungi; Basidiomycota; Agaricomycetes; Russulales; Bondarzewiaceae
Exons: 2
Coding region: 1-1173 (390 amino acids)
Source: RefSeq, a predicted model, not a curated record